Messenger RNA from Rodentolepis nana, 594 nucleotides. The record is from the annotation of a GenBank genome assembly. NCBI's taxonomy places the organism in Eukaryota, Metazoa, Platyhelminthes, Cestoda, Cyclophyllidea, Hymenolepididae.
AUGAAUCGCCGACUGCCAUGGGAAGGUGGAGGAGGAAUUUGGGAUCUUCCCACGCAGCAGCAGUAUGGAGGACACGGUAUGUCAUCCAACAAUGCCUUCCUUUCAUCAAAUGAAACAAGCAACAGUAACAACGUCUUUCCUUCUGCCUCCUUUGCCGACCGUCGUUGGGCGUCAUCUUCGGGUCCCGAUUUCCAGCCACCCGAUAUUUGGAAUACCUCAUGGCUCCUUCUCUCGGACAUAUCCCCCCAAUUCUCCCUCGAUGUACUUCGAAUUACCAUCUCGAACGCUCUAGAUCAACAUAACGGCGGCGUGGACAACUCAGGCGCCUUCGAAAUCCACACCAGUCUACCUAACCGAUAUGUCCUUGUGGGCUUCCUUAAUCCUUCCUAUGCCGCUAUUGUCUCCAACAGCUCAACAAUCAAGAAUCAAGCUAACUCCGUGAUAAUCAUCCCCCCAGCGGAAGCCAUAAACAAACUUCAGGAAAUCAAGGCUCUUGGUGAAGAUCAAACUCAAUCAGAGCAGGUUGUAGCUCAGCAGGAUAAUCAACAAUCUACCACUUCAGUCACCAAUUGGCCACCACCAUCUGAACGGUAG